Messenger RNA from Clonostachys solani, 1827 nucleotides. The record is from the annotation of a GenBank genome assembly. Lineage: Eukaryota; Fungi; Ascomycota; Sordariomycetes; Hypocreales; Bionectriaceae.
AUGAGGCUGCUCAAUACCACGACACUGGAAGUCAAGGAGUUUGCCGAUCCAAUCCCGUCAUACGGCAUCCUCAGCCACACGUGGGAGGAGGAUGAGGUCCUGUUCCAAGAUGUGAUGAACGGGGCCUGUGAGCUGAAGAAGGGAUAUCAGAAGAUCGUCGGCUUCUGCCGCAAAGCAAAAGAGUGCGAUUUGGAGUGGGUGUGGGUUGACACUCUGUGCAUCGACAAGAGCAGCUCUGCCGAACUGUCGGAAGCCAUCAAUUCGAUGUACAAGUGGUACAAGGCGUCUACCGUUUGCUUCGCAUAUCUGUCAGAUGUACGCAUCAAGGAUGACGCAGAGAGUGGCAGCGUCUCAUCUUUGGGGGCGACGAAUAAACCAUUCAGCUUCUCGGAAGCAGCACGGAGUCGUUGGUUCACAAGAGGGUGGACGCUGCAGGAAUUGAUUGCCCCCAAAUACGUUGAGUUCUACACGCAUUCAUGGGAGGAAAUUGGCACAAAAUCCAGUAUGAUAGGGAUGUUGGCCAAACGAACCGGCAUCCCAGAGGAUGUGCUGCGGGGAGGAAGCCCCCUUGUGCACAAUGUAGCUGAGCGCAUGUCCUGGGCGUCUAAAAGACAGACCACGAGGGAAGAGGAUAUGGCAUACUGUCUCCUUGGGCUGUUUGGGAUAAACAUGCCUCUCCUGUACGGCGAAGGAGUCAAAGCCUUUUAUCGCCUGCAAGAGCAGAUUUUGCGGCAACAAGAGGACUACACCAUGUUCACGUGGAUCGCACCGCCCAAGCUUGAUGUUGAGCCUGAUUCCAUGGUUCGCGGUGCUUGGGCGUCGGCGCCGUCAGAGUUCCCCCUCAUGAAAAGGUCUACUCAUGUGAUGUGGUCAAGUCAGCGGACUAUAUCAGAACCGAUCCUCUCAAAAGCCAAUGACAAACCUCCGGAGACGCAGAGAAAGCUCGAGAUGGUGUAUCAUGUCGACUUUAAAAGGGUCGUUCAAUUUUCAUACCGUGAUAUUCAUGAGAGUUUUGGGCACCAAGAACCGCCCGUGGCUACUAGCCGAGGGCUUCAGAUAUGGCUUCCCAUUCUUGAAGUCAAAAAUACCCAUCCUGAUUGGGCUUAUCUGACACCAAUGGAGAGACAGUUGGCGUCAAACCGGCUCGCCUGGACCUAUUGCAAGCUAGAUGACCGUCUGCUAUGCUUUGCUCUAGAUUCGUCUGCUGCAGAGCCUCGAUCCCACUACCGAAUCUUCCCUGCCUCACUCGUCAGUGUGGAUGCUUCUCUUGAGCGUUGUUUCAAGGUCUUGCGGCUGUACAUGCACCCGGGUGGCCUGGUCCAAUUCGGUCGGCGCCAAGACCCCGAGCAAUCUACAAAUGGCACCUGGAUAAAUUUCAUUCCUCGCAAGAGGAGUCUGACGCUGCUACGGUCGUAUCCCGUCCGGGCUACCCAAAAUCUACAUCGAUUUCCCCACGAGGGAAACUUCAUUUUGAUGAUGAGCUGUUGUCUAAAGGCAGAUGAAACAAGCAGUUACUUUAUCAUCGCAUGUGGUAGCUUUAGAGAUCAUCACUGGUGUACACUGGAAGAAGAGCCCGAACCUAGUGAUGAGGUUGGGUUAACCAAGCAGUAUGCCGAUCUUAAGGGGAAGCCAAAAGCUGACUUUACCUUCCUGCCUGAUAGAGUGGCCGUGACCUGCUCGAAGGUGCCAAGUUUGGUGCUCACUCUCUCUAUGCGGAGAGAACCAGGAUCUAGGUAUCGUCUGGAAAUUGACGAGUAUAACACGAACAGUGGAAAACUAUGGGUGGACCACUAUCUGUCUCAGCCUACAUCAGACACUUCGGGGUGA